AUGUGCCAAGCCCCUCCAAGUGCCGGUCUCAUGGCAUUUGCUGGCUUUGGGCUGGUUUUACUGUCAUCUACGCCGCAGCAUUAUUACUUUGCGCUGUGGACAUGCCAAGACUAUGCAUGUGUGAAACGUGGUCAAACCCAUGUUGAAGAUUGCAUUUCGGAUCCAUCGCCAGGUGGUGCCA
This is a messenger RNA of Symbiodinium necroappetens, 181 nucleotides long. The record is from the annotation of a GenBank genome assembly. Lineage: Eukaryota; Dinophyceae; Suessiales; Symbiodiniaceae.